AAAGUAUGGUUCCUCUGCUCCGCAACGAAGCUCGCGCAUGUUCACUUCCCCAACAUACAGACGGACAUAGACACAACGCAUGAUGAAGGCCGAAGAUCCAUCCGCAAGAACCGCCAUGACAGAGAGAGAGAGCUCCGAAGAUGCAGUUGUCGGCAACAGACACAACAGGUUCUGGUGGGUCAUAACUGCGAUCGUUCUUCUAGCUCUCUGGUCCAUGUUCACCGGCUCCGUUACUCUCAAAUUGUCACCGGUCAAUAUUCUUCGUUUCCCCAACGACUCCGAUUCUAGGAUUCUCAACGAUAUCGAUGUCCUGGAACUGGAGGAGAGGGAGAAGACGGUGAGGCGCAUGUGGGAUGUGUACACUCACAGCGCCGCCAGUCGGUUGCCGCGUUUUUGGUCGGAGGCAUUUGAAGCUGCUUACGAGCAAUUGGCGAGUGAAGUUCGUGGCGUACGAGAAGCUGCUGUUUCCGAAAUCGCUAAGAUGUCGUUGCGCUUGUCGAACAGUAGAGUAUCAAACAAAAGCAAGGGGCAAAGAAGAGCGCGGAAAAUAUUAAGGCUGCCAGUAACUGACAACAGGAAACCUCAUCUCCUUCGCAACAUCGAAACCUUCAAGCCUGAGCAGACUGAAGCAGAUUAUUUACAGAGAACACAUGCUUAAAAAUAUUCCCUUUCCCUCUCACCAUCUCAACACAUUUGGCCUGCAAACUACUUGAUGAUGGUUUAUAGACAUCUUUUAUUGUGGACCUUUCUUUUGAGAAUUUUUUAUUAAUUUAAUAUAAGUCAAUGCAUUACUAUGUCAUUUA
Molecule: messenger RNA, 803 nt
Organism: Neltuma alba
Lineage: Eukaryota; Viridiplantae; Streptophyta; Magnoliopsida; Fabales; Fabaceae
Exons: 3
Coding region: 80-658 (192 amino acids)
Source: RefSeq, a predicted model, not a curated record